This is a messenger RNA of Budorcas taxicolor (takin), 5007 nucleotides long. RefSeq names its product SKI proto-oncogene (gene SKI). Gene Ontology annotation, cellular component: nucleus. Gene Ontology annotation, molecular function: DNA-binding transcription factor activity, RNA polymerase II-specific; SMAD binding; RNA polymerase II cis-regulatory region sequence-specific DNA binding. Bases 1 to 2190 code for a protein of 729 amino acids. Gene Ontology annotation, biological process: negative regulation of BMP signaling pathway. The transcript has 7 exons. NCBI's taxonomy places the organism in Eukaryota, Metazoa, Chordata, Mammalia, Artiodactyla, Bovidae. The record is from RefSeq and is a predicted model, not a curated record.
AUGGAGGCGGCGGCGGGCGGCCGCGGCGGCUUCCAACCGCACCCGGGGCUGCAGAAGACGCUGGAGCAGUUCCACCUCAGCUCCAUGAGCUCGCUGGGCGGCCCGGCCGCCUUCUCGGCGCGCUGGGCGCAGGAGGCCUACAAGAAGGAGAGCGCCAAGGAGGCGGGCGCGGCCGCGGUGCCGGCGCCGGUGCCCGCGGCCGCCGAACCCCCGCCGGUGCUGCACCUGCCCGCCAUCCAGCCGCCGCCGCCCGUGUUACCCGGGCCCUUCUUCAUGCCGUCCGACCGCUCCACGGAGCGCUGCGAGACCGUGCUGGAGGGCGAGACCAUCUCGUGCUUCGUGGUGGGCGGCGAGAAGCGGCUGUGUCUGCCGCAGAUCCUCAACUCCGUGCUGCGCGACUUCUCGCUGCAACAGAUCAACUCGGUGUGCGACGAGCUUCACAUCUACUGCUCGCGCUGCACGGCCGACCAGCUGGAGAUCCUCAAAGUCAUGGGCAUCCUGCCCUUCUCGGCGCCCUCGUGCGGGCUCAUCACCAAGACGGACGCCGAGCGCCUGUGCAACGCGCUGCUGUACGGCGGCGCCUACCCGCCGCCCUGCAAGAAGGAGCUGGCGGCCAGCCUGGCGCUGGGCCUGGAGCUCAGCGAGCGCAGUGUCCGUGUGUACCACGAGUGCUUCGGCAAGUGCAAGGGGCUGCUGGUGCCCGAGCUCUACAGCAGCCCGAGCGCCGCCUGCAUCCAGUGCCUCGACUGCCGCCUCAUGUACCCGCCGCACAAGUUCGUGGUGCACUCGCACAAGGCCCUGGAAAACCGGACCUGCCACUGGGGCUUCGACUCGGCCAACUGGCGGGCCUACAUCCUGCUCAGUCAGGACUACACGGGCAAGGAGGAGCAGGCGCGUCUCGGCCGCUGUCUGGACGACGUCAAGGAGAAGUUUGACUAUGGCAACAAGUACAAGCGGCGGGUGCCCCGGGUCUCUGAUCCCCCGGCCUCUGUAAGAAAAGCAGAUGACACCCCCUCCCAGCACCCCACGUCCUCCGAGAAGGACAAGCAUCCAGGCUGGCUGCGGACCCUGGCCGGCUCCUCCAGCAAGAGCCUGGGCUGCGUCCACCCUCGCCAGCGCCUCUCCGCCUUCCGACCCUGGUCCCCUGCAGUUUCCGCGAGUGACAAAGAGCUCUCCCCGCACCUCCCAGCCCUGAUUCGAGACAGCUUCUACUCCUACAAGAGCUUUGAGACGGGCGUGGCCCCCAACGUGGCCCUGGCCCCGCCAGCCCAGCACAAGGCAGUGAGCAGCCCGCCCUGCGCCACGGUCGUCUCCCGGGCCCCUGAGCCCCUCCCCGCCUGCAUCCAGCCCCGGAAGCGGAAGCUACCUGCAGACACCCCUGGAGCCCCGGAGACACCAGCACCCGGGCCUGCCCCCGAGGAGGACAAGGACUCGGAGGCCGAGGUGGAGGUGGAGAGCCGAGAGGAGUUCACCUCCUCCCUGUCCUCGCUGUCCUCUCCAUCCUUUACCUCAUCCAGCUCUGCCAAGGACCUGAGCUCCCCAGGCCUGCUUGCCCCGCCCGCGGCCCCUGCCGCCCCUGAUGCCAUGGCCCCCACCGACACCCCGAGCAGCGGGCUGGAGGCGGAGCUGGAGCACUUGCGGCAGGCCCUGGAGGGCGGCCUGGACACCAAGGAAGCCAAAGAGAAGUUCCUGCACGAGGUGGUGAAGAUGCGUGUGAAGCAGGAGGAGAAGCUGAGUGCCGCCCUGCAGGCCAAGCGCAGUCUGCACCAGGAGCUGGAGUUUCUGCGCGUGGCCAAGAAGGAGAAGCUGCGGGAGGCCACGGAGGCCAAGCGCAGCCUGCGGAAGGAGAUCGAGCGGCUCCGUGCGGAGAACGAGAAGAAGAUGAAGGAGGCCAACGAGGCGCGGCUGCGCCUGAAGCGGGAGCUGGAGCAGGCGCGGCAAGCCCGCGUGUGUGACAAGGGCUGCGAGGCUGGCCGCCUGCGGGCCAAGUACUCUGCCCAGAUCGAGGACCUGCAGGUGAAGCUGCAGCACGCAGAGGCCGAUCGUGAGCAGCUGCGGGCCGACCUGCUGCGAGAGCGGGAGGCCCGGGAGCACCUGGAGAAGGUGGUGAAGGGGCUGCAGGAGCAGCUGUGGCCGCGGCCCCACUCCGAGGCUGCAGGUGGCGAGAGCACGGCCGAGCUGGAGCCCUAGCCGAACCCACUGUCUGCUGCGCAGGGCGGAUGCCACAAGGCGGGCGGGCGGCGGGGUUGGGGCUCCGUGCCAGCAGGACGCCCCCCUCCAGUCCUUAUAGCACAACGUCUUACUGUGCCUAGAACCAAGCAAGUGUUUGGAACCACAUACUUUUGGAAUCCACUGCAAAAUUUUCUACUGGCCAAGUUCAAGCGUGCAAGCCGGUUCCCAACUGCCCCAGAGACGAGGCCAGCUUGGUGGUUGUGGCUGGCCCUCUGCUUGCCGGAACGUUCUAACAUUUACACUUUUGUUAUAAGCUAUUUAAAACCAAUAAGGAGACUUGAUAUUCAGAAAAAUCAACACGUUUUUUAAUGACUAACUUUUAAAAGCCCCACCCACACGUGAUGCCCCCCCGAGGACCCACAUGGGAGCCGGGGUGGCCCCCGUCCUGCCCCUCGAAGCCAUCGCAGCUUGUCUGCACCUGCGGCCGCGUGACCACACGAAGGGUUUUUCUCCAGAGUCUAUUUUUUCAGCGACAAGGACCUGUCUCCCGCACUGUCGGGGGAGGACCCGGGGAGUGCCGCGUGCACGCGAGCUGGAACACUGCCGCCUUACCCACCUGCCGUCCCCCGCCACCCACAGGGUCGUCUGCAGGGACGUCCACAGGGGGUGCUCGGGCGGGUGGCGGGGGUGGGUCCGCGCUGGCCGGGCACGCGCCCUCCUCCUCGCGCCCCUCCAUCUGGCCGGCGGCACGCCUUCUGUUUGGGCCGAGGCUGCAGCAUUGCAACAAACACAGCAUUAUUUCAGUUUUUCUUUUUCCUUUUGUUUGUUUGUUCAUUUAAACGUAUACUUAGAACUGCACUUUGUCAAAAACCUUCCCCUUCUCUUUUUAUUCCCCAGUUAACUGAGGUUUUUACUUUCAGAUACUGCAAACCGAUUUCUAGAGCAUCCACAUCCUAAGUGCUCGAGUGUCUAGAAACCCCUCUGGUGCUUGGUUGAACAAGGGAAUCACACGAAACGAAAACGCAAAAACUGAACUUCGGGGGGUGGUUCUGUGCCUUCCAGCGUCUUGUACAGCAAACCCUGACUCGUCUUCUUCCCCCAGAAUACGUCUCCAGUAGCUGUUGGAUCUGCCAUGAUCACAAUGAGUUACCUGCAUUUAUUCCAAAUAAUCGCGUUUACUCUCAACUGUAUGCGAAUUGUAUAAGGUUUCUUAUGCCCAAGCUUGAAAAAUGAUUUCCCAGUAGACCAGGUGGCUCCCUGACCUAAAUCAUGGUAUUUAUUUACGUGGGGAGACCUGACCAGAACCCUCUGCCCGCAUCCGUCCCAGCACCCGGCAGCUGUGGCCAUGGGAGGUAGUGCCAUGGCCGCCGAGUAGAGCAGAGUUCGGGUGGCCACGUUGGUGGAGGGGUUCUGCCCUUGGUUUGCUGGGUCAGGGCUGGGUGCUGCCAGCCCCCCUUCUAAAGUGCAAUGCAAAAGGGACACCGUGUAUAUGCAGCGUGCGUUUGGUUGUUUUUCUUUUUUUUAAAUUUUUUUGCUUCUGUUUUUCUUUGCAGUUAUUAAAUCUGUAUGCAUGGACUUUUAAACCUCUGCCAUACGUAUAUCCACCGAUGGGCAUUAUUACCGUGUCGUGUAGAGGGUCGGUUGUGUCACGCAACACUCAGAAUGCUGUGUUUACCCUUGUUUUUCCAGAGUUGUGUUUUCCAGCCAUUUCUUCAAGGGAAACUAAAUGAUUUAGUUGGAGCAAAGCUUUGAGUGUGUCAGUGUGCUUCUGUGCGGCUGUGCUCUGUCGCCGUCUGAACCUGCAGUGAGGUCGCAGGGCGCCCGGGACCUGCCACCCGAGGCCACCGGGUUUGCUCCGUUCACUUUCUGAGUUUUUAGACUCCAGAGGGAGACACAUUUUUCCAAGUUGCACAUGGGGGCAAUGUGUCCCCUCACCUCCCUUCUGCUCACCUGCACAUCUGACCAUCAGCUCGGUCUGCCCCGCCACCAUCCAGCUUGGUCCCUGAUACCGGGAAGAGCUGAGGUACGGCGGUGGGGUUGGGCAGCCUCAUCCCCCACCCCCCUGCCCCUAGGCCCACUGUGAGGGUCCCAUGACCUGCCAGAGCCAGUGGCAGCUGCGGGCGAGGCCGGUGAGGGGCUGUCUGUCCCCAUCCCCGUCCUUGGGGGCAGGGUCCCCGGGCUCCUGCCUCGCAGCUGCAGUUGCAUUUCUUUCAGAAGAGGCAUCUCUCCGUAGGCUGUUGACUCUCCCCGUGUGUAAUACCCAUUACCAGAAUGACCGUGUAUUCAGUUUAAUCACUCAUUAUUUCUAUGCUGAAAGAAGAUUUUUAACGAAGGGAAAAAACAACAGCAAUAACAUUCAUAUCUAUGGAGCAGCUAACUCACUCACAUAGUGUCCUGCUUUUCGUACAGAACUCGCCAGUGUACAAAGCGACCGUGUAAAUACUCUCUCCUCUUACACUCGUGUAUCAUACGUGUACAUGGUGGGUCCUCCCCCAGGACUCUCUCCUUACUGGUAGCUGUCCUCUUUUCUGGGUUGUUUCUAACAGAGGAAGAACACGCCCACCGGCUUCCUGGGCAACCCCACCCGUCCUUCAUGCCUGCUCACCGGGCUUGGGGGGCUGUCUUGUUCUUGCUUUAAGUCAGGAGUCACAAAUGACACUUUUUUUUUUCAAUUAAGGAAAAAAAACCACAGCUCCACCCUGGUGCCCGCCAGGAGCGUCCGCAUCGCCGUCCCCUUCUCUCCUUUGCUGCUGCUAAUGACAAUAUGACGACUUACUCUACUAUUCGAAAACUAUUUUUAUGUAAUUAAUGUAUGCUUUCUUGUUUAUAAAUGCC